AUGGCACACAGGACCCGACGAGGCAACAACAACCGGCGCUCGAACAACACUGCGCGAAAAGUGUCGCAAAAAUAUCUAGGUGAUCUUGCGCGCAUGCUUCGUCGCCGCGCCAUUUCGUGCUUGGGACACGUUUGUGGUCAGCUCGACGUCAGCUGCCCCAAACCCGUGUCUCCGACGCCAAGCCCGUGUCCUCCGACGCCCCAAACCCGUUGUGACGCCCCAAACCCGUGUCCUCGACGCCCCAAACCCGUGUUCCCCGACGCCCAAACCGUGUCCUCCGACGCCCCAACCCUGUCUCCGACGCCCCAGCCCGUGUCCUCCGACGCCCCAAACCCGUUCCUCGACGCCUCCCAAAAACCCGUGUCCUCCGACGCCCCAAGCCCGUGUCCUCCGAUCUCCGAAUGUCCUCCCGACGCCCCAAACCCGUGUCCUCCGACGCCCCAAGCCCGUGUCCUCCGACCCCCAAACCCGUGUCCUCCGACGCCCCCCUACCCGUGUCCUCCGUGUCCCUCCGACCCCCAAACCCGUGUCCUCCACGCCCCAACGUGUCCUCCGGACGCCCCAAACGACGCCCCAAACCCGUGUCCUCCGACGCCCCAAACCCGUGUCCUCCGCGCCCCAAACCCCGUGUCCUCCGACGCCCCAACCCAACGCCCUCCGACGCCCCAAACCCGUGUCCUCCGACGCCCCAAAACCCGUGUCCUCCACGCCCCAAACCCGUGUCCUCCGACGACCCCUCCGACGCCCAAACCCGUGUCCUCCGCCGCCCCAAACCCGUGUCCUCCGACGCCGCCCAACUCGGGACCGAAGCCGCCCCGACAGCACGGGAGAGAGAAAACGACCGACUUGGCGCUGGACGACGACGACAGCGACCGCCGCGAGGUCGUGUCUGGUCGGUCGUCGAGGGGUUCGGAUCCUGUGAUGGCGGUGGCUUCGAUCAACAUCAAAAUGGAAUAUCUUUUGUUCGACAGCAUGUCAGAUCGUGAGAUAUCUUUGCCUGGUCAGUUUCCGGUCACCUUCGCUAAGACAAAGAUCUCUCUCAGGUUAUGGUUCCUUAAUCUAAUUCGGUGUUCAGUCCAUAUACACAUGGAACUAUGA
This is a messenger RNA of Penaeus vannamei (Pacific white shrimp), 1098 nucleotides long. The record is from RefSeq and is a predicted model, not a curated record. NCBI's taxonomy places the organism in Eukaryota, Metazoa, Arthropoda, Malacostraca, Decapoda, Penaeidae.